GAGAAUAUAUAUUAUACAAUACUUGCUCAAGACACAUACGACCAUAGGAUUCUGAAUUCAGCGCUUCCCGUUCGCUCAGCGGUACUUAAGCAGAAUACCGGCGGAUUAGUAGUUAGGUGGGUGACCACUAGCGAAUCCCCGCUGUUGUAUGUUUUUGCUCUAAUUUCUCCUUUUCUCUAUAACGCUACGCCUCUUUUUGUUUGUACUCGCCCUUGA
Cucurbitaria berberidis CBS 394.84 is the source of this 216-nucleotide messenger RNA. RefSeq lists its product as uncharacterized. The record is from RefSeq and is a predicted model, not a curated record. The annotation marks the transcript as partial. The transcript has a single exon. NCBI's taxonomy places the organism in Eukaryota, Fungi, Ascomycota, Dothideomycetes, Pleosporales, Cucurbitariaceae.